AUGGCGUCUGCUGCAACGGACCUCUUCCUUGGCAAAUUUGUUGCCAUUCUAGAGAGUGAAGCAGCCUCCAUAGCGGGUGUUCAUGAUCAAGUUGAUGAGAUUAAGCAGGAGCUUGUAUUCAUGAAAUCCUUCUUAGAGGAUGCUGACGGCGGAGAGGAGGCACACACACAAGUAGAGAAAGCGUGGGUCGCAAGCGUUCGAGACUUGGCCAAUGAUGUUGAAAACACCAUUGAUGAGUUCAUGUAUCACGUGUACGAGCAACGAAAUGGCAGACGAUUUGCCAGGUGGAUCCACAAAACCAUUCACUUUCCAAAGCACCUUUGGUAUAAGCGUCGAAUAGCCAACAAGUUACAGAAAAUCACAAUGGCGAUUAGAGCUAUUCCAGAGAGAAAUCAGAGAUAUCGUGGUGCUGCAGCUGUAGAAGUAAAAAGUACUUCUGAGGAUAUUCGAAGAUGGGUGCAGAACCAAGCGGAGUCUUCUCUUUAUCAUCAGGAGGAUGAACUUGUCGGGAUUGAAGGCGAUAAGAACAUGUUACUGCGAUGGCUGAUGGAUGAAGCGAAGCACCAAACUGUUGUGUCCGUGGUAGGGAUGGGAGGAUCAGGGAAGACAACUUUAGUUGCAAGGACCUUCAAAGAUGACAUUGUGAAGAGACAUUUCGAAUGCUAUGCGUGGAUUACUGUUUCCCAGUCUUAUGUGAUUGAAGACUUACUUAGAAGAUUGAUCAAAGAAUUCCACAAAGCAAAGAAGGAAGAGGUCCCUGCAGACAUGAAUGCCAUGAGUUAUAACGAAUUGCUGGAGAUUUUGGUGAACUACUUGGAGACUAAAAGGUACCUAGUUGUAUUGGAUGACGUGUGGGAUGUCCACCUUUGGGAGAAAUUAAGGUUUUCAUUUCCAGAUAAACAACUUGGAAGUCGAGUCAUGCUUACAACUCGAAGAGAAGACAUAGCAUCCUCUUCUUUUGGAGUUGAAAGCCAUGUUCACAAGAUUCAACCGUUGGAAAGGGGUGAUGCGUGGGAGCUCUUCAGCAUGAAAGCAUUCUCAAGUUAUCAGAACAAAUCUUGUUCACCUGAACUUCUGCCUUUAGCUCGGGAACUUGUGGAAAAGUGUGAAGGCCUACCACUAGCGAUCGUUGCCUUAAGUGGUCUCAUGUCUUCUAAGAAGUCACUUACAGAAUGGAGCACAGUCUACAACAGCUUAAAUUGGCAUCUAACAAACAAUUCUUUGUUAGAACCUAUGAAGAUGCGCAUCUUGUUGUUUAGUUUUAAUGAUUUGCCAUACCGACUGAAGCAAUGCUUUCUAUAUUGUUCCCUUUUCCCUGAAGAUUAUGUGAUCAUAAAUAAUAGGCUCAUUAGAUUGUGGAUCGCUGAAGGAUUUGUUGAACAUGUCGAAGGGCUCACGCCAGAAGAAGUUGCAAAGAGCUAUCUUAUGGAACUCAUUUUUCGUAACAUGCUACAGCAAAGGUUUCGAGGAUCCCUCCCAUCAUGUAAGAUGCAUGAUCUUUUGCGGGAGAUUGCUCUGUCUAUAGCAAAAAAAGAAAAGUUUGGCGAUGUACAUGAGGGGAGUGAAACAGUAGAAGAAACUGGGGCACUCCGUUUGUCAAUUCAAACAACUAAUGAAGAAAUUGGAGCAGGCAUAGGAGCUUCCAGAAUCCAUUGGUCAGCUCCGCAACCUUCAAACCUUGAACAUCAUGGAGACAAAAAUAGAGGCACUUCCAAGUUGCUAAACUUACGCCAUUUACUUGUGGGUGGGGUUCAUUUCCAGAAAGAUGAUUGGGCCGAUGGAGAGGAAUUUCUUCGAGUCGACGCAUUGUCUUCACCGCCUCCCUACCUUGAUAUACUUUACUUGAGCGGCAAACUGGAAAAGGUACCACAUUGGUUUUGUUCACUCCACUCUCUCACAUAUUUGGAUCUGCGUGAGUCCAGACUUGAAGAAGAUUUACUACCUCAUAUUGAAGCAUUGCCCUCUCUACAUACUCUUUGGCUUGAUAAUGCCUCUGUUAGGAAAGAGUUAUGUUUCAACAGAGGCUUUGUGAAGCUUCGGUUUCUGAAUCUCGCAUUAUUAAAUAAGAUAACUAUAGAAAAAGGGGCGAUGCCAAAUCUCGAGUUCUUAGGCAUUCGUAGGUGCUUGACAUUAGAAACAUUGCCACAGGGUAUUGAGCACCUUACUAAACUACAAGGAUACAGAUUUGAUAAUGUUUCAGAGAAGUUUAGAGAGUCCAUAGAAGAAGGAGGUGUGGAUCAUGCAAGGAUGCAACUCCUCGACGAGAGAUAUACAAGUCCUGGGAUUGAAGAUUUUACCCAUGAGUUUAGGGGUGGGAAGAACUUUUUCGUCUUGUUUUUUCUUUGGGGUCAGAUUUUGAACUUUCAGAUGGGCUAA
Molecule: messenger RNA, 2376 nt
Organism: Prunus armeniaca (apricot)
Lineage: Eukaryota; Viridiplantae; Streptophyta; Magnoliopsida; Rosales; Rosaceae
Source: the annotation of a GenBank genome assembly